Messenger RNA from Gasterosteus aculeatus aculeatus (three-spined stickleback), 2753 nucleotides. RefSeq names its product eomesodermin homolog a (gene eomesa). Gene Ontology annotation, cellular component: nucleus; chromatin. The record is from RefSeq and is a predicted model, not a curated record. Gene Ontology annotation, molecular function: DNA-binding transcription factor activity, RNA polymerase II-specific; RNA polymerase II cis-regulatory region sequence-specific DNA binding. Gene Ontology annotation, biological process: endodermal cell fate specification; regulation of transcription by RNA polymerase II; mesoderm formation. Lineage: Eukaryota; Metazoa; Chordata; Actinopteri; Perciformes; Gasterosteidae.
UUGGGGUCCGUGCAGGAGGGGUCACGCUCUCCGUGUUUUGCAGUCGGCGUGGAAGUAAUCGGACAAGCUGUACGUGAAUAUAUAUUUUACGCGAAGACUCGAAGCCGGAGCUGAAAGUUUGACUGCUGAUGUGCGAAUUCUUUUGGUCGCUUUGUCUUUUGGCUAAACGAGACACAGGUUAUGUUUGUUUUUUUUACUCUCUUUGUGAUUUCUUUUUUACUCAUGUUUGAUAACGACCUAAGGGCUGUUGUCGAUUACUUUUUAAUUUUGCUUUUUAAAUAUUUAACGCGCGGAUCGAUUGUCACUUCGGUCAAGUUCGCUACGCGGGCGUAAAAAUAAACGCAACAGCACCUGUGAAGAAUGUUCCUCCUGAUAUGAUUUCCACCAGACGCUUUGUAAUUGAAUUAGAGUAGCGCGACCAUUGGCUGCCCCCGCGUGCUGCUCCGAAAGCUCCGCCCCUCCCGCUCCAGAUCGGCUGGGUGUGGGGAACUACAUCUUUAUAAGAGCCGCCGAACAUCCACAGCCCAGCCUACAACCUGAUCCGCUCAUCCAAAGGCGAGGAGCCGGUUUCACCUCCUUCCAUCACUCGUAAGGGAGGGAGGCGCGCACAGAACAGAAACAAGACCAGGGAGCCGGUGGUUACGUCGCCUCCUUGGCUGAGAUUCACUCCUCCGGAAACUCUCGAAACUCUCGUUUGAUUGCAAAGGUGUCAACAAUGCAGUUGGAGAACAUCCUUCCCAGCGCCAGCAUUAAUUUACCCAAGACCUUUUAUAAUCUUUCAUCGUCGGACAGUGCCAACAACAGCCCGAGGCCGUCAUCGCAGCUCGACUACCAAGAAGUCGAUCGGACGGAAUCCGAGUCCAGCAGCGGCCCCAAGAAGUACCUCGGCGGGAUGCUGGGUGAGGGAGAGGGGGACACUUUCACUAAAACCGGGCCCGAUGGGAGGAAAGGCUCCCCGGUGCUCGGCGAGGACGAGUUGACGAGCGCUCGACGUUACAACCUUGACGAGCUGGGCUCUGACAGAUACUUCAUCUCGUCCACCCAGGCCACUUCCGACAUGGCGAGCCCCUGUUCCCUGUUCCCUUACGCAGGACAGACCGGCUCGGUGUACACCGGCUCCAGCGGCUCCAGGUACCCGGCUUCACUUCAUUACGGAUCAGUGUUGCCGCCCACGGGCUUCUCCUCCUCCUCCGUGUGCACCGGCCGGAGUCAGUUUAGCAGCGGAGGGUACCAGUUCAGCCAGGGCCCGGGCUGUUUGUACCCCUCCUACCCCGGGACGGGCCCAGGGAUUGGCUCCAUGUCUCUGCCGGGGUCUGCCGCCGGAGCCAGAGCGCAGGUCUAUCUGUGCAACCGGCCUCUGUGGCUGAAAUUCCACCGGCACCAGACCGAGAUGAUCAUCACCAAACAGGGCAGACGGAUGUUUCCAUUCCUCAGCUUCAACAUCACCGGACUCAACCUCACGGCCCAUUACAAUGUCUUUGUGGAAGUUAUUUUGGCUGACCCGAAUCACUGGCGCUUUCAGGGAGGAAAGUGGGUCACUUGUGGCAAAGCAGACAAUAAUAUGCAAGGUAACAAAAUGUAUGUUCAUCCUGAAUCUCCAAACACUGGUGCUCAUUGGAUGAGGCAAGAAAUUUCCUUUGGCAAGUUGAAGCUGACCAACAACAAAGGGGCCAACAACAACAACACACAGAUGAUAGUCCUGCAGUCGCUUCAUAAAUAUCAACCGCGACUGCACAUUGUGGAGGUGACGGAAGACGGAGUGGAGGACAUGACCAACGAGGCCAGAACUCAGACCUUCACCUUCCCAGAGAACCAGUUUAUAGCGGUCACUGCCUACCAGAACACAGAUAUAACGCAGCUGAAGAUAGAUCACAACCCCUUCGCGAAAGGCUUCCGGGACAACUAUGACUCGAUGUACACGGCCCCAGAGAGUGACCGGUUGACUCCGUCGCCCACCGACUCCCCUCGCUCCACCCAGAUCGUACCCGGGGCCCGCUAUACCAUGCAGCCUUUCUUUCAGGACCAGUUCGUCAACAACCUGCCUCAAAACCGCUUCUACGCCAGCGAGCGGGCCGUCCCCCAAACCAACAGCCUCCUUUCCCCGCAGAGCGAGGACGUCAGCGCCGCGGCCUCUGCCCAGCGCUGGUUCGUCCCCCCGGUCCAGCAGCCGGGCUCCAACAAGUUGGACCUGUCCUACGAGAAUGACUAUUCCACCAGCAGCCUGCUGUCCUACGGCAUAAAGCCCUUGUCCCUGCAGACGUCCCACGCCCUCAGCUACUACCCGGACUCUGCCUUCGCCUCCAUGGCUGCGGGCUGGGGCACCAGAAGCUCUUACCAGCGCAAGAUGACCACUGGCCUUCCCUGGUCCCCUCGUCCAAGCCCCCCGGCCUUUUCGGAGGACCAGCUGGGGGCCACAAAAGACAAGCUGACCGACGAGAGCGCGCCGCCCGCCUCGACCUGGAUCGAGACGUCCCACUCUCUGAAAUCGGUGGACUCUAGCGACUCCGGCGUGUACUCCGUGGUGUGCAAGCGGCGCAGGAUGUCUCCUGGGGGCUCAAGCACAGAGAACUCCCCCACCAUCAAGUGUGAGGACUUGACAACGGAAGAGUACAAAGACAACCCAAAAGGCAUGGGUUAUUAUGCAUUCUACACAAGCCCCUAAGACUGUAUUUAUUGAAACUAAGUAUAAUUCUUUUGUUUAUAUUUGUGCUCUCCAUUCCUCGUAAUGUCUGGUUUUCUCUUUUCUCUAAGGG